GAGUGGCUGACAGAGUUGAAAGGUUAAAGACACGCUAAAGCUAAACUAGCGACAGGAAAAGCGUCCCCUAAAUACCGUAAAAAUGUCAGAGACGGAGGAAAACACAGAGAUGAGUAUUCCGUGUGUGCUUGUCACUAGCUGUGACAGUGGGUUUACCGAAGAAGACCUGAUAAAACAGAUCCUCAGUACGAAGACUUUGCCCGAGCCGACUAAGCGAGAGGAAACAGUAGUGUGGUAUCCCUGGACCAUCAACAAUAAAUAUUACACAGCAGAUGUCAGGCUAUGUGUUGUACCAAGCACCUUUCAGAUGUCAUCAGAGAUUGCUCAGUCUAUGCAAGCUUUCAUUGCUUACUUUGACAGUACUAAGACGGAUGGAUUGGAAAAGCUACAGCCUUGGAUAUCAGUGGUGGAAGAUCUCGCUCCGGAGGUGCUCAUUCUGGUGUGCGACAGAGUCUGUGAAAGUGGGGUCACCAGACAUGAAGCACAACAGUGGUGUUUGGCUCAUGCGUUUGAACUAGUGGAACUCAAUCCACAGGAGCUUCCUGACGAGGAUGAUGACUUUCCAGAAUCCACGGGGGUAAAGAGAAUUGUUCAGGCUCUCAAUGCUAACGUGUGGUCCAGUGUGGAGAUGAAGGAUGGGCACAAUCAGGGAUUUGGCCUGAUGAGCAGUUUGGUGGCCUCCAGACAUAACAACCCCCGCAGCUGCCAGGAUCCACCUUCUUCCAGUUUGCCAGUAGAGGGCGCACUUGUUAAUGAGGAGGCCGACCACACAGAAAGUACUACAAACACAGACACACGGGAGGACGCAGUAGUUGAUGCAAUGACUGAUUUGGACAUACAGGAGCUUGCCAAUCUCACAGCUGGAGAUGCGGAUGUGGAUAACUUUGAGCGCCUUUUUACCAAAUUAAAGGAGAUGAAAGACAAAGCUUCUUCAUUACCUCAUGAGCAGAGAAAAGUCCAUGCAGAAAAGGUGGCAAAAGCGUUUUGGAUGGCCAUCGGUGGCGAUGAAGAUGAGAUAGACGGGCUAUCGUCGGGUGAGGAGAGCUAAAAGUAGCUUGCCUGCGACUCAAUCUCCUGUCUCCUGAUCCUCCCGUCUUUCCUGGGGCUCCCACAAGAUUCAGCGCCCCCUGACGUCCUGCUAGAGCUCGGAAAGUGGAGGCGCUUACAGAUGGUUCUGUAGGCUUUAUCGUAUUUAGAAACUUUUUAUUCUUAGGACGAAAUUAUCUGAGUUGAGAAACGGAUGGAAACCCUGAUUAGAAGAGAAGAAGCCAGUGAGCGGCCCCGAUCCUCAGUCUACUCCCCCGGGUCCCUCGUCACACUUUAGCCCAGAGUGAACCUCAGCACGUGAGAAGUGUUGCAGGCGGAAAAACAUUAAAUUGUGUGGGCUUUGAUUUAUGUGUUUGUCUUUAUGUACCAUUGACACAUAUUUUAAAUGAUGUGCCUUAUCCUUGUAAGAGAUUUAAUGCACAUUCGGGUGAAUCAACAUAAAAACUUGUGAUUUUAUUUUUUUUCUGCCAUUUUGUGAGUACGGCCUAUUUACACUACGUGGGUUCGUACUGCUCAAGUUAUUCAGGUCAGAAAAAUAAGAAUACGUGUAUGCUACAUUAAUGAAAUAAAUGGAAAUGCAAUAAAUGAGUAGUAUUAGGAGCGUU
Mugil cephalus (flathead mullet) is the source of this 1652-nucleotide messenger RNA. It is a transcript of the gene aagab, whose product is annotated as alpha and gamma adaptin binding protein. The transcript is spliced from 10 exons. Bases 83 to 1048 code for a protein of 321 amino acids. The record is from RefSeq and is a predicted model, not a curated record. NCBI's taxonomy places the organism in Eukaryota, Metazoa, Chordata, Actinopteri, Mugiliformes, Mugilidae.